Molecule: messenger RNA, 1281 nt
Organism: Penicillium subrubescens
Lineage: Eukaryota; Fungi; Ascomycota; Eurotiomycetes; Eurotiales; Aspergillaceae
Exons: 4
Coding region: 1-1281 (426 amino acids)
Biological process (GO): regulatory ncRNA-mediated heterochromatin formation
Cellular component (GO): nucleus
Molecular function (GO): siRNA binding
Source: RefSeq, a predicted model, not a curated record
AUGUAUGUCUUUCGCAACAGCGAUCUCCCCCCUGAUCCUCAAUUCUCUGCCGACCUCGAGAAGCUGGGGUAUACUAUCACAGUGGACGACAAGAUUCGCGGGAUCGCCGACCCGGAGACGGAAUUCAAGUACAGAAUCAACAGGAAUGAGCGCUUCAAUGUCAAAAACCGUGAAGCCAUGGAUGAAUGCAUUCGUAAAAUUGUCUUGAACCGUCUUCAGGAGGCUGGCCUCGAAAUUUGGCGUCUUCCCUUUGGCGAUGGCCCUCAAGAGCCCAACGCCGCUGCCACUGACCCACAUGUGCCAAUUCUGGUAUCCAAGAACCUCUCCGGGGCAGCCCGUGUUAUCGUGGUUUUCGGUGAGCCCGUCCAGGACCUGGGUAUCUGGGCCUAUCGCUCUGUUGGAGAGGACGGAGUCAACUUCGGUUCGGCUGUCAACUUCACCAAGCAUGUGCUUGGUGAGGGUACAGACAAAACAGAUAUAGCUCUAGUUAUUGCCAAUACUGGUCAGUUGCUUUGGCACUGCGCCUCAUCUCGUGCUGUUACACAUCGAACCUGGGAGGCUGCGGAUCGACCCGCUGGACCUUGGGGCCAAGCUACUAGGUCCUGGCGUAACAAUAUUCCCGGGAACAAAGACUUGAAUGAACAUAUCCAGUACGUUUUUGAACACGUCAUCUGGCCGAGGCUGGGCAAGAGGAGCCGCGUCGACGUGAUUGGUUUGUCUGAGGGUGGACAGGGCGCUCUCGAGUACCUGCAAAAGCGAUGGGCCAUAUGGAAGCCAUACAUCUCAGGCAUCUGUUUCGGCAACCCGCUCCAGUCUACCGCGAUAGACUUGGACAUGAGUACUCUGACCGACCCCCAAUCCUUCACAGCAUUCCUCUCCUCCCGUGGCCGCGCAUACGUCGUUUCUUCCGACGAUCUUGGCAAGUUCCAGUCCGGCUAUCGCAAUCAUGGAUGCAACUGCUACGCCUCUGGGGAGGAACUCAACUCCGAGUGUAUCAUGGCGCAUGCCUGGCCGGAUAUGCUGGCUUGGCUUGACAUGCUUUACAAGAAUCCAGAUUACGCGGAGCAGGUCAUGAUCAGAGCCGAGGACAUGGAUGAGGAAACUAGCCAGGCGCUGGAGAAUAUGGCCGUCACAGACGAUGAAGAUGUCAAGGCUGAGGAUGCUGCGCAGACUGGGGAAGCUACUCCGCCGAUGCCCGAACAAGCUGACCCUCAGCAGCAAGAGGCCUCGGAAAGCUGCGUGCGCGAAGGUCCCAAGCCCGGCGCCAACGAGGACAAGUAA